Prorocentrum cordatum is the source of this 999-nucleotide messenger RNA. The record is from the annotation of a GenBank genome assembly. Lineage: Eukaryota; Dinophyceae; Prorocentrales; Prorocentraceae.
AGCCCCAGGCCGACAGCAGCCUCCCCACCCCCCGCGCGCAACGCACCGCCACCGUGCCGCCGACCCCCCCCCCCGAUGUCGGCCGCGAUGUCAUCCAGUGGCGCGCAGAUCUACGCUGGGCCAGGCGGCCAGCAAAUGGUGAUGGAACCAGUGGCCACCACGGCCACCGCGUCCGCCAGCCUGCCCGCCCCCGUGUCCACCUACGCGGCGCCCGCGCCCAUCAUGGGCGAGCCGCUGCCGCCCAUCGUGGCGGAGCCGCAGUACAUGCAGGUCCCCACGACGACAUACGGGGCGUCCUCCCAGGGCGCCGCGAUGGCGUUCGGGGCGUCCUCUCCGGGCGCGGGGAUGACGUACGGCGCGUCCUCCCCGGGCGGCGCGAUGGCGUACGGAGCUUCUUCCCAGGGCGCCUCGAUGGCGUAUGGGGCUUCCUCCCCGGGCGGCGCGGUGGCGUACGGAGCUUCUUCCCAGGGCGCCUCGAUGGCGUACGGGGCGUCCUCCCCGGGCGGCGCGGUGGCGUACGGAGCCUCUUCCCAGGGCGCCUCGAUGGCGUACGGGGCGCCGACGGAGCCCGUCGGCAACAUGGUGCCUUCGGGCGCGCCCGUGGAGCCCGUCGGCAACAUGAUGUACGCGGCGCCGCCGGUGGAGCCCGUCGGCCAGCAGUACGCCGCUCCCAGGGAGCGGGUCGUGCACGUGCCCCAGAUCGAGGUGCGCGAGGUCAUCAAGCAGGUGCCGAGGGUCGAGGUCCGAGAGGUUGUCAAGGAUGUGCCUGUCUACCAGACCCAGACGGUCGAGAAGAUCGUGCAGGUGCCGCAGAUCGUUGAGGUGGAGAAGGUCGUCCACGUGCCACAGGUGCAGGUGGUGGAGGUCAUCAAGCAGGUCCCGGUGUACCAGGACAUGGAGGAGGUCCGGGAGAGGGAGAGGGGUCGGCCUGUGGCCGGAGCGCUGGCCAUGCUGAGGGGCCUUGCAGCAGCAGUCCGCGCCUGUUUCAAGGCGAAGUAA